UUUACCCACUUUUUAAAGGAGGAAACAGAGUCACAGAGCUGGUGAGAGCCUGCACCCAGUGCUCUUUCCACACCAGCCACCCCCCUAUGUAAACAAGGACAUCAGAUCCCCACACUUUGUGGCAGGUAGAACCAAAUGACUGCAGUCCUGAGGUCUGUGGCACACCAGGCUGUGGCCAGAGUCCCUGCCUGUGUGAAGAGCACCCUAUUAGAGGAGGAGGACCUAGCACCAGCCAUUUUCCCCCUUCUCACACCUGCACAGGGUGAUAAAGCAGAAUUAGCCUGCAGCUGUGGUCCAACCAGAUAAAACAUUUAGGCGGGAAGUCAAGUGACAAGUGAACUUGUGUGUGCGUGUGUUUAAGUGUUAGUUACUUUUGAUAUUUUAAAAAAGCUCCUAAGCUGCUUGUGGAAGUCAGACUAAAUAGCAGGAAGGUACUGCGGCAAGAUGGAUUUAGGAACAGACCAAUCUCAUGUGAAACUCCAUGGGACACCUGCUCCUCAUCAACAAGAGAACCAUGCUCCAGAAGUCAUUGGAACUUGGAGUUUGCGAAACCGGGAGCAACUCAGAAAAAGAAAAGUUGCAGCAGAAGAAAAACAAACUUCCCAGUGGCUAUUUGGAGAACAGAAGAAAAGCAAGCGGCAGAAAACAGGAAAAGGAAAUGAAAGAAGAUGCAGAAAGAGACAACAAACUGCAGUACUGAAGGUGGAUCCUGAGCCACAAAUAGAAAAGGAAAUGACAGAGAAAGCACUGGUACCUACAGAGCGAGAAACUGAGCCUCCUGGGAGUGUAACCAAAGCCUUACCUCCUGGAACCUCCCAAGAAAAAGCAGUGGCUGAGGAAUACUUUUCUGAAACAUGUCAAGAAAGCAUUAUACAUCAGAAAAAUUCUUCUGAGUACCAAGAAACAGGGGCACAAAAUCACCCUUCUGAAACACACCAAGAUAUAGCUGAACCCGAAGACUUCUCUCCUGAAAUGUGCCAAGAAAUAGCUGUACUUCAAGACCAUCCUUCCAAAAUGCACCCAGAUAUGGCUGAACCUGAAGACCUUUCUCCUAAAAUGUGCCAAGGAACAUUUGUAGUGACAGCCCUUCCUUCUAAAACAUCUGAAGAUACAGCUGGCCUAGAAGGAUGCUCUCCUGAAGUAUACCCUAAACCAGAUGUGCCUAAAGGCUACCCUCUUGAGACAGACCAAAAAACAACUGAACCCAAGGAAUGGAAUUCUGAACCAGAUCAAGGUACAGCUGAGAACAAAAGCUUCUUUCCUAAAAUACAAGAUACAGCUGUGCCUGAAGACCUUUCUACAAAAACAUACCAAGAAACAACUGAACCUGAAUACUCCUCUCAUAAAACAUAUAAAGAAGUGACUGUGCCUAAAGCCCCAUCUCCUAAAACCGUCCAAGAAACACCUGGGCCUGAAGAACAUUCUCCUGAAAUAUACCGAGAGAAACCUGGGCCUGAAGAACAUUCUCCUGAAAUAUAUCAAGAAACACCUAGAUCUGAAGAAUAUUCACCUAAAAUAUAUGAAGAAACAUCUGGUCCUGAAGACCUCUCUACUAAGACAUGUGCAAAUAAAAAUGUGCCUAAAGAAUGCUUUCCAGAGCCACACCAAGAAACAGGUGGGCCUGAAGGCCAGGAUCCUAUGGCACACCAGGAAGAUGCCAAGGAUUUUUAUACUAGUCCUCGAGAAAUCAAAGAAAAACCCAAAGCAGAAGAACCAGGAACACCAUCAAAUUUGAACAGUCCUCAAGAGGAUCACCCAGAAAAUGACAUCUAUAGCUAUGUUUUAUUUUAACAAUGCUCAGCCAUAAUAGUUACCAUCCAAUGGAAUAUACAUCUCUACAACAGUCAUUACAAUUUUAACUUAGUCGUUUUUCCAUUUAUAGACCAUGUCUGAACGAGAGAACUAACAUGGUUUUUUUAGGCUCUGUUACAUAGACAGUAUCUUGCUUGUGUGUGUGUGUGUGGUGAUGAGAAAAGCAAAAAAAAGGGAAGGAGGAGGGCUGAAUAAUUUCCCUCUCCCUAAAUAUUAAUGGUAGAUAAUUGAUUAAUUCUUAACAUUUAAAAAAUUUUAGAAGUAUAUAGUUUUCUUGUAAACUUUGUUCAAUUAUUAAUGUAACAAUAACAUCAAAAUUUUAUUCAGGUUUUAGUUGGCUCUUUUAGUUAAUUUUAUUAGCAAUUUUUAUCAUUUUGGUACAUCUUCAAAGAUAAUCUUAGAGGGAUGAGUGUAGUUUACUUUUGUAUUUGAAUUUUGAUAUUAUAUUUUAACUUUUUAAAUAUUCUAUUUGUGCAAACUGUAUAUUAAAUAAUUAUUACAUGCUUAACUGUGUGGAUGGCAUCAUGUUAAUCACUGGGGGUUAGAAGGCCUAUAAGACAUAGUCCCUGCUCACCAGGAAUUUAGUCUAGUUUCAUGGGGGAAUAAAAUGGAAAAUAAAUAAUUACAAAGGUAAAUAGUAAAUGCUAGCACGCUUUGAAUAAUAGAAACAAUAAAGGAAAUGCUCACUUUUUGCUGGAGUGACCUGAAAAGGGGAGUCUUGAAAUGUUGUUUUAGUCAUCUAGUGCUGCUAUAACAGAAAUACCACAAGUGGAUGGCUUUAACAAACAGAAAUUUAUUUUCUCACAGUCUAGUAGGCUAGAAGUCCA
Molecule: messenger RNA, 2639 nt
Organism: Loxodonta africana (African savanna elephant)
Lineage: Eukaryota; Metazoa; Chordata; Mammalia; Proboscidea; Elephantidae
Gene: HEMGN
Product: hemogen
Exons: 4
Coding region: 445-1791 (448 amino acids)
Biological process (GO): cell differentiation; regulation of osteoblast differentiation
Cellular component (GO): nucleoplasm
Source: RefSeq, a predicted model, not a curated record